This is a messenger RNA of Musa acuminata AAA Group (dessert banana), 1253 nucleotides long. RefSeq lists its product as uncharacterized. Bases 97 to 681 code for a protein of 194 amino acids. The record is from RefSeq and is a predicted model, not a curated record. Lineage: Eukaryota; Viridiplantae; Streptophyta; Magnoliopsida; Zingiberales; Musaceae. Gene Ontology annotation, molecular function: Hsp90 protein binding; protein-folding chaperone binding. Gene Ontology annotation, cellular component: nucleus; cytosol. Gene Ontology annotation, biological process: protein folding; chaperone-mediated protein complex assembly. The transcript is spliced from 6 exons.
CGCGCAUUUAGGACGUCGUCCUCGUCGCCGCCGCAGGCCGGCCCCGUCUCGUCUGAGAAUUGCGCCGGAGAAAGAAAGAGAGAGGGUUAUUUAGAUAUGAGUCGUCAUCCUGAAGUCAAAUGGGCUCAGAGGCUUGACAAAAUUUACAUCACUGUUCAAUUGCCCGAUGCAAAAGAUGCAAAAGUUAAUCUGGAACCUGAUGGCAUUUUCACAUUUUCGGCCACUGCCGGUGCUGGAAAUAGCACUUAUGAGUUAAAAAUGGAUCUUUAUGAUAAAGUAAAUAAGGAGGCAAGCAAAAUAAAUGUUGGUGUCAGAUCUAUCUUCUGUGUGGUAGAAAAAGCAGAGAAAGGAUGGUGGAAAAAGCUUCUGCGUGGUGAUGGAAAGGCUCCUCACUAUGUCAAAGUUGAUUGGGAUAAGUGGGUAGACGAAGAUGCUAAUGGUCCUGGUGAUUUGGACUUGGGAGGGAUGGAUUUCUCAAAUUUUGGUAAUAUGGGAGGUGAUGCUAUGGAUGAUGAUUUUGAAGAUAGUGACGAUGAAGGGAGCAUCGUCUCCUUCCUAAGUGAGGAGAAGGAUAAGCUUGAGGUUGAGGAAAGAGCGGGCCGAUCCAUGAAUAAUUGUGAAGCUGAAGGCAAAGCCUGUCAAUCGGGAAACAAGGUUGAUCGAGGAACAAUAGUGCAUUGAUGCCCUUGCUGAGAAGAAUGGCUGACAAGCGAACCAAUUGAAUAUGAUCCGGGAGCACAACUGUCAGAUGCAAGAUUAGUUGCUAAAGCUUCAAGGAGAAAUCAAUAUGCAAAAGACAAAGAUAUUUGAUCUAAUGAAGCAACUUCAGGUUGAGAAAGCAUUGGCUCAGAAGCUAGCAAUUGAGACGGUUGCAGCCUAUAAGGAGUCGGAGGGAUUGCCUUCUUCGAGUGGGGGAUGCAUCCUUCAAGUGUGGAUAUCUCCUGCUAUCACCCAAACAAAAACCAAGUAUCUUGACCUCCAAGUUGAAGAAAAUCCUUGCAUUGACUUGCCGAAGGACAAGUUGGUGUCAAUGGAGACCCACAUCGACUUCAACGAUAACUCAACGUCCCUAUUGGAUGAAGGCGUCGGUGCCUCUGGAAUAGAAGUUGUCAACAUAUUUAUAACCCCUUAAAUCUCCUUGUCCUUUCGUUUUUGUGGGUCGGAAUCUAAUGAAUCACUUUUGAAUCUUGUGUAAGGACCUGACUUGUAUAAUGUAAAAAAAUUUCAAAGUAUCAAUGAAGAAUUUUUUGCUA